This is a messenger RNA of Prorocentrum cordatum, 1416 nucleotides long. The record is from the annotation of a GenBank genome assembly. NCBI's taxonomy places the organism in Eukaryota, Dinophyceae, Prorocentrales, Prorocentraceae.
GCGAGCGAAAAAUCUGCGCCGCGUUUCAGCGGGAGCGCAACUUAUAUGGCAACAGAGCGCAGCGCCACAGAGCAGCAAAAGCCAAAAGUCGGCUGGCAAGCAAAAUCUGGCGGGCCAUUUCCGCCAGAGGCCGAAAAGGCCAUAGGGGCGCGUGCCAGGGAGGGGGAGGAGGAGGAGGAGGAAAAGGAGGGGGAGGAGGAGGAGGAGGAGGAGGAAAAGGAGAGCGGCCGGCUAGUAUCAUACUCUCACCAUACCAUGGUCAUCAUAAUAAUUGAGCCUCAGGCGCAGGCUGAAGCCCAUCCAUUGAAAUGUGCAUUCGUCUAUUUGCAGACGUGAUUGCGGGCGAACGGCACGCGUGAGCAAACAAUGGUGUGCGUUUGCAAGGUUGGUUGAAUUAAGCAACGCGCAAAGGUCCAUCGCGCAUGCGAAUGCCAUGUCUGAAGCUGCCUGCCAUCGUGCUUAUAUGCGUCAGGCAAGGCGCGAAGCCCAGCUGACCACCAAAUGCAUGCGCGCAAACUCUGAUUCUGAUUGGCCCGCACCGAUGUCAGUACUAGUGCUGCGACAUGGGGCACGUCAACAGCGUCAUGCGUCCUCGAAACACAAAGGGCCAUCAGCCUUGCGGAACCUGUAGAACGGCCCAUGUGCUGCUGAUCUGAAGGUACCAUGCCUGCGAAUACCCAUACCGGUUGACUCCCAUCUCACACGAUGAGAAUGCACCCCUUCGCCUCGACGCCAAACAUCCGCUCAAAUGUGACUGAUGCGCAAGAUAAAGCGCAUUGCAAUUGAUCGCGCGACAAAGAUUACGUGCCACAGGGUGCCCGCUGCUGGCUACGCGGUCUUCCGGUUCUCGCAGCACAUCUGCACAAUCAAAAUCGCUCAAUCUCUCUUGCUCACCAUGCCCAUGCAGGCUCCAGGCAGACUAGAACCCAGCACGCAGUGCCGUCGCGCACCAAUCGGCGGAGGAGGUGGGAGGGGAGGGAGAGAAGAGGGAAAGGCAUGGAAGGGCACUUUGGCGCAAGAGACCCGGCAUCAACGGUGCCGCUCCACCCGGUCGCAUCGCGAAACCUCAUGCAAUUCCUGAAUCUUGGCGUUGACGAUGUCGCAGUCCCGGCAAGCACUGAAAGCCUGGCACAUUGCCCUGCGCUGGGAAUCUCCAAGGGUAGCUGCGAAAUCCCUCAGCACUACGAUCCCUAGCGCCCCCGCGGAGUGAGGACGCUUCACGACGCACUGAAGCAGAACUGCAACGACCUCGCUGAAAUGCUCUGAAGCGCGAGGUACUUUGAAGCGUGGCAACAUACGCCCCAAGGCACCAAGCAACUGCACUGCAGACUCCAUCUGCAGGUCAUCAUCGGACAAAGCUGCUUGCUUAAGAACGUAGAUCCACUUGCCAUGGGCGUAAGCAUGCCAUUCAGAAUC